This is a messenger RNA of Penicillium brevicompactum, 1158 nucleotides long. Its product is annotated as hydroxymethylglutaryl-CoA reductase. Gene Ontology annotation, molecular function: protein binding; hydroxymethylglutaryl-CoA reductase (NADPH) activity. NCBI's taxonomy places the organism in Eukaryota, Fungi, Ascomycota, Eurotiomycetes, Eurotiales, Aspergillaceae. The record is from RefSeq and is a predicted model, not a curated record. Bases 1 to 1158 code for a protein of 385 amino acids. The transcript has a single exon. Gene Ontology annotation, biological process: isoprenoid biosynthetic process; coenzyme A metabolic process.
AUGUCGGAAUUCAUUAAUCCCACCCCCGAGAAACUGGAUUACUUCAAAUCAAACCUCAACUACAUCGUUGAAGAUCAAAACUCAGCUCAAAACGCGAAGAUUGAAAAUUGCAUUGGCUCCGUUAAAGUCCCCGUUGGCAUUGCUGGUCCUUUAAAGAUCAAAGGCUCUGAUGGAACUGACGACAUGUUCUAUGCCCCAUUGGCAACUUGCGAAGCUACUUUAGUAGCAAGCUGCGCACGAGGAUGCAAGCUUUUCAAUGCCGGUGGCGGUGUUGAGUUCAAAGUUCUUCGGUCAAAUAUGACGAGAGCACCCGUUUUCUGGUUCGCGAAUUCAGAGCAUGCAGCAGCCUUCUACGAUCUGGUUCCCGGGCUACUUUCCGAAUUUCAAAGCAUCGCACACACUACUAGCAGGUAUGCUCGUCUUGUUAGAAUUGAACCUCAGAUCUUUGGCAACACUGUUCACAUACUUUUUGAAUAUUCCUGUGGAGAUGCUGCUGGUCAGAACAUGGUUACAUUUGCUACACAGGAAGUGUGCGAUCGCUUUGCGCGGUCCGAGACAGCUCUGUCCAUGAAGCUUGAAAGGGUCACUGUUGAGGGCCAGCGAACUUCUGAAAAGAGUUUGUCAUGGGCAAAUAUUUUGAAUUCGCGUGGUGUCGCUGUCACUGCGUGGGGAAUCGUCACCCCUGACGCUUGCCAAGAUAUACUGGGUACCUCCACCUGGGACUUAUAUCAAGGCAUUCAAAACAGCAAAGAUGCAGCCAUAAGAAACGGCCAACUCGGUUACAAUCUAAAUCAAGCCAAUGUCGUGGCAGCUAUGUUCAUUGCAUGCGGGCAAGAUGCUGCAAGUGUGUCAGAGUCCUCGUGGAGUCACUUGAUUGCGGAGUUUGAUCGGGAGACUGAUAAUCUUCGACUCUCUACAUAUCUUCCCAGUCUUCCUGUGGGAACUGUUGGCGGUGGAUCAGGCCUUGAUACUCAGAGAGAAGCACUAGGAAUCUUGAAAUGCACUGGCGCAGGGUCCAAAGGUCGAUUGGCAGGUCUUAUUGCAUCAUUCGCCCUUGCUCUCGACGUGAGCACAGGUGCAGCAGUUACGAAUAACACUUUCGCGGCCAGUCAUCGGAAAUUUGGCAGGUCAGGGGAUAGCACCAAAGCGAAGCUUUGA